CCCAUAGCAGGAGCCCAACACAGGGAACACUUAAGCUUGUGUAGAGUACUUGUAACCAGAAGCCCGGAGGUGGAGCACAGCAGAGGAUGCAAUGUGCCACUGUCGCGGCCAGAGCCCAUGCAGUGUAAACAUUAACAUUCUUGGAUGCACUAAGCACUGGGCUGCGGUCUACACUUGCAUUCUGAGGUGGUGGAGUCAUGGCCAAAAUUUUGGAGUACUUGGACUUUUCUCAAGAAGCGUUGCACUUCUUGUCCGGACCGGGGAUUACCGCAGAUCGCAGCCCAGAGUCUGCGGAGGCGCACCGUUUCAUCAACAGCAGGGACUGAAACCAGCCCAGGAGAAGGCAAGAUGGCACCGUUAUCGCACCCUGGGAAUCGAGGACCGGGAAGAACUUAUUGAUGCGAUUCCUCCCGUGAUCUCAGUGAUUGUAUCAGGCGAAAACGAGGAGGGCAAAAUACCGUCCAAAUGUAAACAAGGAGCAGCCGCACCAGCAGCACCAGCAGAAUGCCGCGGUAGUGCGGCAGGCCCUGGCCCCAUGGACAAAGAGAAACUCGUCAGUGGCAGUGGCCACGAACUCAGAAAGCCUGAGGACAGUCAGCAGCUCCUCUGGCUCUUCACUUUCACACUGGUGCAACUACAGGAGCUGAAGAACAUUUUUCAACUCGUUCCAUACCCGGACGUGUUAGAUGGAGUCUCCCUCUGUCGCCCAGGCUGGAGUGCAGUGGCGCGAUCUUGGCUCACUGCAACCUCCACCUCCCGGUUUUAUGCGAUUCUCCUGCCUCAGCCUCCCGAGUAGCUGGGACUACAGUGGCCUCAGGGAUAUGGAAUUAAGAUCCACCUGGUGUGAUGAAUAAACCCAGACUCUCAGCAACGCAGGAAAAAACAAAAACAAAAACUGGCUGGCGAUCUGGAGUAAAGGAUCCUCACAUCCAUGUGAACCAGGAAACUCUGUGCCCAAACCGACGAAAAAAAAAAACACUGGGAGAGCCGAACUAAAAGUCUUUUAGCACAGGUACCAGCCCUAGAAUUUCCAGUACACCAGCAGCAGCCUAGAAACCACAUCCUCAUCAAAAGACAGAAAGAAAAAAACUUGAGCCAGCCUGGGAAGGACCCUAUUUUAUGCUGUUAACCACUGAGACUGCCAUCCUCACAGCUGAGAAAGGAUGGACCCACCAUACUCAAGUCAAGAAAACAUCUUCCUCAUCAGAAUCAUGGGUUACUGUACUAGGAUUAAGCCUUACUAAGUUAAAGUUAAAGAAAGCUUAAUUUUCAUAUACCUUCUAUAUUGCUUCUUUUCCUUUCCUUAUUCUGUUACUAGCUCCUUUGUUAUUAAUGUAACUAAGUCUGAGUCACCUCAGACCAUUGCCUUUUAUGCUUGCUCUGUCAUACCUUGUGGAAAUGUAAAAGAUCAAUGACAGCUAGCCUUUUCACACAAUUAUUUAUGCCUCGGCCCUCUAAUUGACACAGUUACCCCUAGCACUCAUCGUUGUAAUCACCUGCAGCCAAGACGCUGAUUUUCUGCUCCUAUAGCCUGGCAACCUUGUAGUACAUGGGACUACGUCCUCUAAACUACCCAGGAGCAAAGUUGGACUUCCAUGAAAAAGGUUUGUGCAGAUCUAAAACCUCUCAUCUAUUUCACUAAAAGGACUGCCCCUUCUAACUGUCACCCUUACCAAUGUAACCCUGUCCUCUCUAUCACCACCUCCACCUUAACUAACUCUAGACCUGUCCUUAAUUGCUUUUAUGGUAUUGGAAUAGGAAUUAAAAGAAAUUAAAGAAUGUGUAAGGAGAAACUCAGUUGUAUGUAAGAAAACCCAAUUCCCCCUGAGAAAGAGAAAGAGUUGGAGUCCUUUAAAAAUUAACUGCCUGUUUUUCUGUGGCUAGUGAGCCUUAUCUCUCCUCCUUUGCCAGGCAUUGUGAAGACCCUGUUUCUCUAGCUGUGCAGCUGCAAGGUCACUAGACAGAUAAACUCAAGUUGUAAAACAUGUUUUUCCUUGAAAAGUAAGAAAUGCUGUAAUGCAUUUCUCAAUUAAUUAAAUAACUGUCUUUUGUUUCUCGCUUCUGUAAUAUGCUUCCCCCUGCACAGAUCUCCACCCACCCUACAAAAUGCUUAAAAGGUAACUUAACUCUUUGUUCUGGGCUCAGUCCUUUGGGCUGAGUACUGGGCCGGUGCACCUAAAUAAUAAAUAUCUUCCUGAACCCCA
Messenger RNA from Pan troglodytes (chimpanzee), 2204 nucleotides. RefSeq lists its product as uncharacterized. NCBI's taxonomy places the organism in Eukaryota, Metazoa, Chordata, Mammalia, Primates, Hominidae. The record is from RefSeq and is a predicted model, not a curated record. The transcript is spliced from 5 exons. Bases 92 to 796 code for a protein of 234 amino acids.